Messenger RNA from Ilex paraguariensis (yerba mate), 1392 nucleotides. NCBI's taxonomy places the organism in Eukaryota, Viridiplantae, Streptophyta, Magnoliopsida, Aquifoliales, Aquifoliaceae. The record is from the annotation of a GenBank genome assembly.
AUGAGCCUAGAAGGAGCUUAUGAUCCUGAAAAAGAACAAAUUGUUGUGUCUUUUCGCGAAUUGCUUCUUCUUGAGGAUCAGCUGCCAGGGAAGCACACUGAUAAUCACACCCUUUUGCGAUUUCUACGAAUGAGGGAUUUUGAUCUAAUUAAAGCAAAAGAAGCUUUUUUGAAUUAUCUUAAGUGGCGAAAGGAGUUUCGUGUUGAUGCAAUUAUCAAGGAAUUUAAGUUUGAAGAGUAUACAGAGGUUAAGAAAUGUUAUCCACAUGGAUUUCAUGGAGUUGAUAGAUAUGGAAGACCUUUAUACAUAGAAAGGAUUGGAAUGCUAGACCUCAAUGCCCUCCUGCAAAUAACCACUAUAGACAGAUUUCUUAAGUAUCAUGUACGUGAACAAGAGAAAACAUUAAAGUGGAGGUAUGCUGCAUGCUCAAUUGCAGCAAAGACCCCUAUUUCUUCAACAACAAGCAUUUUAGAUGUGAAGGAUGUGGGAAUGUCUAACUUUUCAAAGCCUGCAAGAUAUCUCUUUAUGGAACUUCAAAAGAUUGAUAGCAAUUAUUAUCCUGAGACGCUACAUGAACUCUUGAUCAUUAAUGCUGGAUCUGGAUUUAGGGUUCUCUGGAAUGUUCUCAAGGCUUUUCUUGAUCCACGUACAUUGGCAAAGAUCAAAGUGCUGGGAAGCAACUAUAGAAGUAAGCUAACCGAAGUAAUCCAUCCAAGUAAUUUGCCAACUUUCUUUAGUGGAAAUUGCACGUGCUCUGACUGUGGGGGUUGCCUGUCAAGCGACAAAGGACCCUGGACUGAUCCAGAAAUUACAGAUAAGCUUCAGGCAAUGAAUGAUAGCGAAAAAGAGUUUAAAGAUGGAGAACAGAGUGGUAUGUCUGCCAAAGAAACCAUGGACUUCGACAUGGAAAAUGUCCAAAUCAAAGAUUUUUCUGAUGCAAUUCCAACGGGAGAUGAUGCUCUUUGGCAAUUCAGGGGAACAAAAGUUAUCGAUAAGCCUUCAUUGCAGAAAAUUGAGGCAUUUGAAGCUGCACUUAAAGAUGCCAAGGCGAAAAUCAAUACAUUGGAAUGUGCACUUGAGGAUACCAAGGUGGUUUUGCAAGGACUUGAAUGGCAUAUAGAGGAACUGAAGAACUGAACUUAUGGUCAAAUACAGCUCAGCACAAAAUUACUAAAGUUGAUGGUUUAUUUCUUUUCCAUGUUCUUGCAUAUUUGGUGAUACCCAUCUUUGUACGAGAACAGGAGUUGAGUGCAUUUCGAAGAUUGUAUUGUAGCCAAAGAAUCCAUUAUCUAAGGAGUUUAAAAAUGGAAAUUGCUUUGUAAGGUUGCAAUUUGAUUAUUUAAUGCAUUGAAAACCACUGUAAUCUUACUUCCUUCUCUCUCUCUCUCUCUC